Messenger RNA from Zea mays, 895 nucleotides. Its product is annotated as Protein COFACTOR ASSEMBLY OF COMPLEX C SUBUNIT B CCB3 chloroplastic. The transcript is spliced from 2 exons. Gene Ontology annotation, cellular component: chloroplast thylakoid membrane. The coding region runs from base 2 to 658 and encodes 218 amino acids. NCBI's taxonomy places the organism in Eukaryota, Viridiplantae, Streptophyta, Magnoliopsida, Poales, Poaceae. The record is from RefSeq and is marked predicted.
CAUGGAGGCGUCCUUGCUCGUGGCUCCCAAGCCUUCCAUGCCCAGGACCAUCUUCUCCGCCAGGCGAGCCGGUCGGAGUUGGAGGUGCCUCGUCGUCGCUGCCACCAUCAAGCAACAACUCGGCACACGGUCAGAAAGUGUGGACGUCGAUGCGCCGGUCGAGCACCUAGCGCCGCCUUCGAAGGCGACGACGGGAGCUCGCGGCGGCCUGCUCGCCGCCGUGGCGACGACGACGAGCAGCUGCACGGCAGUGUUACCGUGUCACGCCUUAUCAGGCGCCGGAGCGGUGGAAUCGGGACCGUGGUGGUGGACGUCGCCGCUGGACACCCUGUACCGCGCGGCGGCGGUGCUGGGCGACCUGGACCCGGCGACGGCGCGGGCGGUGGCGGGCGUGGCGGGGCCGGUGCUGUCGGCGUUCGGCUUCCUGUUCAUCCUGCGGAUCGUCAUGUCGUGGUACCCGAGGCUCCCCGUGACGGAGUUCCCGUACGUGGUGGCGUACGCGCCCACGGAGCCGUUCCUCGCCGUCACGCGCAGGGUCAUCCCGCCGCUCGGCGGCGUCGAUGUCACGCCCGUCGUCUGGUUCGGCCUCGUCAGCUUCGCCAGCGAGAUCCUCGUCGGGCCACAGGGCCUGCUCGUUCUCCUCUCGCAGCAGCGCUAGCGACCACUGCGUUUCUGCUUCCAUUCCUUCGAUGAACAAAUUAGUAGUCAUUUUUACAAGGGCACACUUCGUGCCAUAUCCAUUUGAUUUUAAGAUGAUUUUAGGUUGUCUUCAGCUAUCGUGCCCUUAAUUAUAUAUUGGUACGCUAUUCCUAUAUAUUUCGCAUGCCUAAAUUUUAGAAGAAGAAAAAUUAUUGUACCACCAAUUAGUAUAAAUAAUUUAUCAUUUUUAUGGCUU